AUGCCGCACGCAGCCAAUCAGCCUCUGGAUAUCACAUAUCGCAGUUCUCGACUGCACGAAGCCGUCAAAAUGACCAUUGCCAAUUCUCUCUACAGCGUUUUGUUUCGAAAGAACUCGGUCAUGUUGGCGGCCGUUUUUGGUGCUGGCUUUGUUUUCGAGGUUGGCUUUAAUAAUGUCGUCAACAAGUGGUGGGACAACCAUAACCGUGGUCGACAAUGGAAGGACAUCCGAGACAAGUACGUACAAGGCGGCGAAGAGGACGAGGAGUAA
This is a messenger RNA of Ustilaginoidea virens, 270 nucleotides long. RefSeq lists its product as uncharacterized. The record is from RefSeq and is a predicted model, not a curated record. NCBI's taxonomy places the organism in Eukaryota, Fungi, Ascomycota, Sordariomycetes, Hypocreales, Clavicipitaceae. Bases 1 to 270 code for a protein of 89 amino acids. Gene Ontology annotation, biological process: mitochondrial electron transport, ubiquinol to cytochrome c. The transcript is spliced from 6 exons.